Molecule: messenger RNA, 10096 nt
Organism: Oncorhynchus masou masou (cherry salmon)
Lineage: Eukaryota; Metazoa; Chordata; Actinopteri; Salmoniformes; Salmonidae
Gene: usp24
Product: ubiquitin specific peptidase 24
Exons: 54
Coding region: 119-8044 (2641 amino acids)
Biological process (GO): protein deubiquitination
Cellular component (GO): cytosol; nucleus
Molecular function (GO): cysteine-type deubiquitinase activity; protein binding
Source: RefSeq, a predicted model, not a curated record
AGUAUCCAGUGAACCAUCGUGACAGCCUGCGUGAUUGUAAACAUGGCGCCAUGCACCUCUACAGGGCUGUGCUGUUUUACAUCCCGUUUGUAGCUAGCCUGAGACACAAAACUUAACCAUGGAGACAGAAGAGGAACAACAUAUGACAACUCUCCUCUGCAUGGGUUUCCCAGAUGCAGUGGCGAUACGCAAGGCGCUACGCCUGGCGAAGAACGACAUCAACGAGGCUGUUGCGCUCCUGACCAACGAAAGCCCCGGUCUUGGGUAUGGAUAUGAGCCGAUGGAGAGUGGCCCUGCCCCAGGCCCGAGUGGAGACGGGGAGUCCAGUGGGCGGACCGGGACUGGAGGGUUCGACCCACCUCCCGCAUACCACGAUGUGGUGGAGAGCGAGAGGAGUAAUGAUGAGAAUGGGAAUUGUUCAGGCAGCAGUAUGGAGUUCCCCACCACUAACCUGUAUGAACUGGAGAACAGAGUGUUCACUGACCACUGGUCAAUCCCCUACAAGAGAGAGGAGUCACUGGGCAAAUGUCUGAUCGCAGCCACCUGCCUUGCCAAACACGGUCUGGCGGAUGCGGAUGAAAACUGUAAGCAGUUUAUGGACAGGUGUAUGCACGAGGCCUUUAAAAAGCUCCUGACCAGUAGUGCGGUCCAUAAGUGGGGGACAGAGAUCCAUGAGGGGAUCUACAACAUGUUGAUGUUACUGGUGGAGCUGGUGGCUGAGAGAGUCAAACGGGACCCCAUACCAGUUGGUGUGAUGGGUGUACUGACUAUUGCCUUCAACCCAGACAAUGAGUACCACUUUAAGAACCGUAUGAAGACGUGUCAGAGGAACUGGAGCGAGGUGUUUGGAGAGGAAGCCAUGUUUGCUGUGUCACCUAGCAACAGCUACCAAAAGGAGCCUCAUGGCUGGCUGGUAGAUUUGGUAAAUCGGUUUGGAGAGAUGGGAGGGUUCACUGCUAUCCAGGCUAAACUCAAUACACAGGAGAUAGAGAUUGGGUGUGUGUCUGCUCUGGUCCAGCCUCUAUCUGUGUGUGCAGAAUACCUCAACUCCAGCCUGGUGCAGCCCAUGUUGGAUCCUGUUAUCCAUAAGAUGAUCACCUAUGUUCAGAACCUGGAGGAGAAGGACCUGAAAGACAAGAGGCUGGUGAGCAUCCCAGAACUGCUGUCGGCCAUAAAGCUGCUGUGUAUGAGGUUCCAGGCCACCCUGGUCACUGUGGUGGACGACCUGCGCCUGGACACUCUGCUACGCAUGCUGAAGACUCCUCACUUCUCUACCAAGAUGAACUCCCUCAAAGAGGUGACUAAGCUGAUUGAGGAGAGUACUAUGUCUAAGACGGUGAAGAAUGCCAUUGACACAGACAGACUGCUGGACUGGCUGGUAGAAAACUCUGUCCUCUCAAUAGCACUGGAGGGUAACAUAGACCAGGCCCAGUAUUGUGAUCGAAUAAAAGGCAUCAUUGAAUUGCUGGGCAGUAAACUGUCUCUGGACGAGCUCUCUAAGAUCUGGAUGAUACAGGCAGGACAGUCGUCCACGGUGAUUGAGAACAUCCACACCAUCAUGGCUGCAGCUGCCGUCAAGUUCAACUUAGACCAGCUCAGCCACCUGUUUGUCCUUAUACAGAAGAGCUGGGAGGUAGAGAGUGACCGUGUGAGGCAGAAGCUGCUCAGUCUGAUUGGGAGGAUCGGUAGAGAGGCCCGCUCUGAGGCCACCACAGGAAAGGUGCUGGAGGUGCUGUGGGAGUUAGCCCACCUGCCAACCCUGCCCACCUCCCUGGUACAGCAGGCGUCUGAGGAACACCUGGCCAUCCUCACUGACGCGUACGCUGUGAAGGAGACUGUCAAACGCUGCUACAUCAUCAAAUGUAUAGAAGACAUCAAGAAGACUCAGACUGAGGAGGAGGGUAAAACCAGCGACAUUCAGAGCUCGUUUCUUACUGGCUCCUGGGGCAAGAAGAAAGCCAAAGAAAACUCAUUGGCCAAAUCUUCACAGCAGGGCAGCCCCCAAGCGGUCUGGGUUGUUCCAGCUCUGCGGCAGCUCCAUGAGAUCACACGUUCCUUCAUCAAACAGACCUACCAGAAACAGGACAAGCAGAGCAUCAUCCAGGACUUGAAGAAGAACUUUGAGAUCGUCAAAUUGAUCACAGGAUCUUUGGUGGUCUGUCAUCGACUGGCUGUGUCUGCAGCUGGGAGCAAUGGACUGGGCGGACACACACUCGUAGAUGGACGAUACACCUACCAGGAGUAUCUAGACGGCCACCUGAGGUUCCUGGCCUUCUUCCUCCAGGAGGCCAGCCUCUACCUGGUCUGGAACAGAGCCAAAGAACUAUGGGAUUGCCUGGUCUCUGGGCCCGAAGUCUGCGAGCUGGACAGAGAGUUGUGUUUUGAGUGGUUCACUAAGGGCCAGCAUGAUCUGGAGAGUGAUGUUCAGCAGCAGCUCUUCAAAGAGAAGAUCCUCAAAUUGGAGCCCUACGAGAUUACUAUGAAUGGCUUCAAUCUGUUCAAGACCUUUUUUGAGAACGUCAACCUGUGUGACCAUCGCUUGAAACGCCAGGGGACUCAACUGUGUGUGGAGCGGCUGGACCUGUCUGGGAUGGACUUUAUCUGGCGCAUCACCAUGGAAACGCCUGACGAGGAGAUCGCUAACGAGGCCAUCCAGCUCAUCAUCACCUACAGCUACACCAACCUCAACCCAAAGAUGAAGAAGGAUUCUGUGUCUUUACACAAGAAGUUCAUUGCUGAUUGUUACAAACGACUGGAGGCAGCCAGUUCAGCUCUAGGAGGCCCCACGUUGACUCAUGCUGUUAGCAGGGCAACCAAGAUGCUGACGGCCACCGCCAUGCCAACUGUUGCUACGUCGGUCCAAUCACCUUCCAGGUCCACCAAACUGGUUAUCAUUGAGAGGCUGCUGCUAUUGGCUGAGCGUUACGUCAUCACUAUCGAGGAUCUGUACUCUGUGCCUCGUACCAUUCUACCUCACGGAGCGUCGUUCAACGGCCACCCUGUCUCUCUACACGUCACCUAUGAGUCCACCAAAGACACCUUCACCCUGGAGGCCCACAGUAAUGAAACUGUAGGCAGCAUCCGAUGGAAGAUCGCCGAGCACCUCAGCUGUCCAGUCGACAAUGUCCAAAUCUUUGCCAAUGACAGCGUGUUGACAAUGAACCGGGACCAGAAGCUGCUGUCCCAGCUGGGGUUCAGUGAUGAGCAGUCUCUGACAGUGAAGAGCUCUGGCACAGGGACACCCUCAGGUGGCAGCUCUGAAUCCUCCGCCUCCGCCUCCUCCUCCAGCUCUGCGGUCUUCAACUCAGCCUACGCUAUGGAACAGGAGAAGUCCCUUCCAGGUGUUGUCAUGGCGUUGGUGUGCAAUGUGUUUGAGAUGCUCUACCAGCUGGCCAACCUGGACGAACCCCGGACAACCCUGCGUGUGCGUAAGCUGCUGCUGCUGAUCCCAACAGACCCAGAGGUUCAGGAUGCUCUAGAUAACUUUGUUCCCAAAGAGUCCAGUGUAUGGAGUCACCAGAAGACGCUGUUCACCCUGGGUCAGGGGUCAGGCUCUCGGUCUCCGUCUCUGGGUUCUAAGCAGCAGCACCAGCCCAGUGCUGCCUCCAUCUUGGAAUCACUCUUCAGAUCCUCUGCUCCCGGGAUGUCCACCUUCAGAGUCCUCUACAACCUAGAGGUGUUGAGUUCUAAGUUGAUGCCAACCUCAGAUGAUGAGAUGGCUAAGACCAGUGUCAAGUCUUUCUGUGAGAACUUCCUGAAAGCUGGUGGUCUCAGUUUGGUGGUGAACGUGAUGCAGCGAGACUCUAUUCCCUCUGAGGUGGACUAUGAGACCAGACAGGGAGUCUACUCCAUCUGUCUACAACUGGCCAGGUUCCUUUUGGUUGGCCAGAGUAUGCCGUCGUUGCUGGAUGAUGAUGUCAUCCGAGAGGGCGACACGCUGUCUAGUCGGCCGUUCCGUAAUGCGGGGCGACCGGGGAGGCAGCUGUCGCUGUGUGGAACGCCAGAGAAGAGCUCCUAUAGACAGAUGUCUCUGUCUGAACGCUCCUCCAUCAGAGUAGAGGAGAUCAUCCCUGCUGCACGCGUCGCUAUACAGACGAUGGAGGUGGGGGACUUCACCUCGACGUUGGCGUGCUUCAUGCGUCUGACAUGGGCAGCAGCCGCUGGCCGAUUGGACCUCGUCGGCAGUCCACAGCCAAUCAGACCUGAGCACAGCUCGCUCCUCCCACUUGGGGUCCGCACCCGUGUCAGCAGCACUGGAAGUAACUGCAGCUCCAGCAGUGAGGGUGAAGCGCCACCCACAGCUCUGCAUGCAGGGAUAUGCGUGAAGCAGCAGAGUGUUUCUAUUAAAGACUGCAUCAUCGCUAGAGAGGCCCUGUCACUACUGGUCACCUGUCUACAGCUACGAACACAGCAGCUAGGCUCAUUCUACAUCCUCCCCUGUGUCAGCGACUUCAUCAUCGACAUCCUGCUAGGAUCAGCCAGUGGAGAGGUACCUAGGAUGUGUGUGAGACUGAGUGUGUGUGUGUGUGUGUGUUCUAACCCGUGUCUCUGUCAGAUCCGGCGUGUGGCAUGUGACCAGCUGUACACGCUGAGCCAAUCCGACAGCUCUGCGUUUCCUGAGAUCGUCAAACCCAACGUGUUCCUGCUCCGAGUCGUCCUCGCCUCCCAGCUGCCUCUCUGGAGCCCCACGUCUGUCAUGAGAGGAGUCAACCAGAGGUUGCUGUCACAGUGUACUGAGUACUUUGACCUGCGAUGUCAACUACUGGAUGACUUGACCAGUUCGGAGAUGGAGGUGUUGUCAGUGAGUGCGGUGGCCAUGUUGGAAGAUGAAAUCAGCUGGUUGGAUAACUUUGAGCCCAGCUGGAGCUCUGAGAUGGAGACCAGUGAGGCUGACAACAUCCUGCAGGCUGGACACCUCCGCCUCAUCAAAACACUACUGUCACUCUGUGGCACAGAGAAGGAACAACUGGGUCACUCUCUGAUCCAGCAGCUGUUAGAUGACUUCCUCUUCCGAGCAUCGCGCAUCAUCCUGAACACGUCUAACCCCGCCUCCAGCUCCCCCCCCAGCCACGACUUCUUCCCCAAGUGCAGUACGGCCAGCAGCAGACUGGCAGCCUACGAGGUGCUGGUGAUGCUGGCAGACAGCUCUGUGGCCAACCUACAGCUCAUCACCAGAGAGCUGCUGUCCAUGCACCACCAGUCAGACCCCUCGCUCAGCAAGGAGUUUGACUUCCUCCCGCCGGUGGACAGUCGCUCUGUGUCGGGGUUCGUAGGGUUAAAGAACGGUGGAGCCACCUGCUAUAUGAAUGCUGUGUUCCAGCAGCUGUACAUGCAGCCUGGCCUGGCUGAGGCCUUUCUGUCUAUAGAGGACGACACGGAGCAGCCAGACGAGAGUGUUUUCUGUCAGGUCCAGUCUCUGUUCGGACACCUGAUGGAGAGCAAGCUGCAGUACUACGUCCCUGAGAACUUCUGGAAGAUCUUUAAGAUGUGGAAUAAGGAGCUGUAUGUACGAGAGCAACAGGAUGCCUAUGAGUUCUUCACUUCACUGGUGGACCAGUUGGACGAGCACCUUAAGAAAAUCGGCCGUGAGCAGAUCUUUAAGAACACAUUCCAGGGAAUCUUCUCUGAUCAGAAGAUCUGCAAAGACUGUCCUCACCGAUAUGAGCGAGAGGAGACGUUUAUGGCGCUGAACCUGGGUGUGACUUCGUGUCAGAGUCUGGAGAUCUCAUUGGACCAGUUCGUCAGGGGGGAGGUGCUGGAAGGAACCAACGCCUACUAUUGCGAGAAGUGCAAGGAGAAGCGUACCACAGUGAAGCGGACCUGCAUAAAGUCCCUGCCCAGUGUUCUCUGUAUCCAUCUGAUGCGCUUUGGAUUCGACUGGGAGAGCGGACGCUCCAUCAAAUACGACGAGCAGAUCAGGUUUCCCUGGGUGCUGAACAUGGAGCCCUACACAGUGUCUGGCAUGGCUCGUCAGGAUGGGGGGGCGGAGGGGGGAGAGGGCCGGGGGGAGGCAGGUGGCUCACCCAGGAAGAAGGUCACUAUCUCUGAGAACUACGAGCUGGUGGGAGUCGUAGUCCACAGCGGGCAGGCGCACGCUGGACAUUACUACUCCUUCAUAAAGGACCGACGGGGAAGUGCUAGAGGAAGGUGGUAUAAGUUUAAUGACAAUGUGGUCGAGGAGUUUGACAUGAACGACGAGACACUGGAAUACGAGUGCUUUGGAGGAGAGUACCGGCCUAAAGUCUACGAUCAGUCUAACCCCUACCCGGAUGUGCGGCGGCGGUAUUGGAACGCCUACAUGUUGUUCUACCAGAGGAUCAGUGACCAGAACUCUCCUGUUCUCCCUAAGAAGAGCAGAGUCAGCGUCAUGAGGCAAGAGGCAGAAGACCUCACGCUUUCGGCUCCCUCUAGCCCAGACGUCAGUCCCCAGUCAUCCCCUCGCCCUGCCAGGGCCAACAAUGACCGUCUCUCUGUCCUGACCCGCCUCGUACGGAAGGGAGAGAAGAAAGGACUGUUUGUGGAGAAGAUGCCUGCUAGGAUCUACCAGAUGGUGAGAGAUGAGAACCUGAAGUUUAUGAAGAACAGAGAUGUGUACAACAGCGACUACUUCAACUUCACUCUGUCACUGGCCUCCGUCAACGCGACAAAGCUGAAGCACCCAGCCUAUCAGGCCAUGGCCAGAGUCAGUCUCCAGCUAGCAGUCCACUUCCUGUUCCACACCUACCUCCACACCAAAAAGAAGCUGCGGGUGGACACAGAGGAGUGGAUGACUACGGUGGAGGUGCUGCUGUCUAAAAGCAGUGAAGCCUGUCACUGGAUGGCUCAGUACCUGGUGGGACCUGAGGGACGAGAGAUCACCAAAGUGUGUCUGUUGGAGUGUGGGGUGAGGGAGGUGAGGGUCGUAGUGGCAGCUGUCUUGGAGAAGACCUUAGAGAGUGCGCUCCACUUCGCUGACUCUGGAUUGGACAGCCUGACCGAUGCACUCCUCUCCCUAUUGGACAAAGACGUUCCUGAGAACGUCAAAAACUGCAACCAAUACUUCAGCCUCUUCAGCAACUUUGCUCAGAGAGGCUCUGGUCCGUGCCAUUUGUUGUUGAAACACUCAGCGUAUCGUAGGAUGCUCAUCUUUCUCCUCGGACCCAACAGACAGAACAACCAGAAUCGGAGGUGGAGUCCAGCCCAGGCCAGAGAGUUCCUGCACCUCCACUCCACUCUGGCCCUGAUGACUCUCCACUCAGACCUCAACACACAGCACACACAUGAUCACGGUGUGUGUAAGCUGAUUGUGAGCAGUAUCCCUGCCUCCUCCCGCCUCCUCCCCCUCAACGCUGACAUCAUGGCCUCGCUCUUCAGCCCCGAGGGACAGCCUUACCUGCUAGAGGUGAUGUUUGCGGUACGGGAGUUGUCCGGCCCUCUGACUGUGCUGAUAGAGAUGGUGACGUACUGCUCCUUCUGUAACGAACCCUUCUCCCUCGGAGUACUACAGCUGCUCAAGACCCAGUUGGAGACCGCUCCACCCCAUGAGUUGAAGAACGUGUUCCAGCUGCUGCAAGAGCUGCUGGUGGUAGAGGACCCUCUCCAGACCCAGAGACUGAAGUACGCCUUUGAGUCAGAGAAAGGCCUGCUCGCAUUGAUGCACCAGAGUAACAACGUGGACAGCAGCCGCUGCUACCAGUGUGUCAAGUUCCUGGUUACCCUGGCACAGAAGUGUGCUCCUGCAAAGGACUAUUUUAAAGAUCUGUCUGGUCACUGGAGCUGGGCAGUGCAGUGGCUGCAGAAAAAGAUGUCAGAACACUACUGGACUCCUCAGAGCAAUGUGUCCAAUGAGACGUCCACAGCCAAAACGUUCCAGCGCACCAUCUCAGCCCAGGACACGCUGGCCUACGCCACAGCGCUGCUCAACGAGAAGGAGCCAUCUGGCAGCAGCAACGGCUCUGACGGCAGCCCAGCCAACGAGAACGCAGACCGCAGCCUCCGACAGGGUUCCGAGUCUCCCAUGAUGCUCGGUGAUUCAAAGAGUGAUCUGGAGGAUGUCGACCCUUAGCUUCUCCUACCAGACACUACCUCCAAUGGAGAGAAGGCUCCAGACAGCCAAUCAAAAGACUGCUUUUCACCUCUGAUUGGCCAGAGUUUUGAGGGAGAGGCCCGCUACAGCCUGGUUUGCGGAGCAACAAAGGAUGUGUGAAAUAUCUUGAGUGACUUCCGGCCAGACUAAUGUAAUCAGAGCUGGAGGAGAGUUUGGAGACCAGACUAAUGUAAUCAGAGCUGGAGGAGAGUUUAGAGACCAGACUAAUGGAAUCAGAGCUGGAGGAGACUUUAGAGACCAGACUAAUGGGUUACAGUGCAGUUUAUUCUUCUCUUACUGGCUGAGUCAGAAAGUUCAGCCCUUUGCCUUUGUAGUUCACUACUUUGGGCCAAAGGUUCAGUGACGGCUAGUGGUACUAGACUGUAUCGGCAAGAGUGUCAUUUCAGAUGUAGCCACUAUUGUCUCACAAGGAAGGGAUGGGUUUGUUUUGUAAGUUGUUGCUCAUAUUUGGCAAUGUAACUAAACAGACCAUAUUCAUUAUUGUAAAGAUCUGUUCGAUAGCUGUAAUUUGAAAUGUAAGAUAAUAUUUUAAAGUCUCCUGUGCUCCACUCUGUAGAUGUGUGUAUGUGUGAGCCCGCGGUAUGACCUGCUCUGGAAGAACACCACACACACACACACAUAUAUAUAUAUGUUUAACCAGGGUUUUUAAGUAUGCACUUUAUAGUCCACCCCAGUCUAUAGUGGAGUAGAGCAAUAGUGAUCAGGUUCGCUAGAGCAGCUUAACCAUCCUCAACACACACACACCAUCACAUGUCUUUCUUUUGGUGUUAGCACUUAUUAUUACACCAAACUUAGUUUUCAGCUUGUUACACACACAGUACACACUGCCGAUGCCACUGUAGAGAACACGCGCUCCUAUGGCUAUGUCUGUUGCUCCGGUAACCACAGUGGUAUCUAGGAAUGGCGCAGUCUACGGAGGGUUCUAGAACCCGAACGGAACCAAACCAACCAAUCAUUCAGCGCUCUCUCCUCCCCUCCCCUACAGCGAAUCACAGCGCUGGAUUUUAGGUAUUUUAAUUUCUUUGUUUUUGGUUUCUCCUGACGUCGCUGUACUUAUGCCACCACCACUGCCCUGUGACACACACACCAGAGAGAAGGUCAUCGUGCCAACCAGAGGAGAGAUCAGGAGCAAGUUUUACUUUGGGUGCCAAUGAAAUACACACACUGUCUUCCCCUCUUUUUAUUUUUAUAUAUAUACACACCAUACUCUGCUUUAUCAUUAUUAUUUGGCGCUGGGUUUUUCUUUUUUUGCCUUUUUAUCUUUGUCUGUUCAGGUUUGCCUUUGGACACAGAGGGGCAUAACCUCACCCCUAAGCUCUGAUACCAAACCCCACCCCACCUGGACCUCUGACCGCUAACCUCUUGACCUAACCCAACUCCUGGGAGAAUUCUAGUGCCUUCAUCUCCCAACUCCCCUCACCUCUCUGAAAUCAAAUUUUAUUGGUCACAUACGUGUUUAGCAGAUGUUUUUGUGGGUGUAGUGAAAUGCAAAGUUUCCUAAGAGCUCGAAGCGAGGCAGCCCUCUGUCAGUGCCAUUUUUAAGCAUCUCGUCCCUCUCACACCAAUCCCCUACCUGGCAACAGAUGACUUGCUAUAAUGAACUGUGUGUAUGUUACCAUGCUGUGUAUUGACCAGCAGACUGACCGGCCCUCAGCCUUCUAAGACCAGGAUAUGUCAGAGCUUUCAGGUGUGUUCUAGGUCUGGUGUGCCAGUGACACAGCACUCCUCACUCAGAGCCUACUGCUCAGUUUGACCCUCAACAGCACCUGUAGUACUUCUCAGAACAGUACCAUCUGUGGUGUGUAGUAAGGGGGAGAGGGAGGGAUGGAAUUACAGAAUGAUAUGGAUCCAGAUUUUUAUUCUGUCUCAUUCUGCUUUGAGCAUCACUCCUGCUGAAGGCCAGUCCGAGGCAGGACCAUUCAUGUUGAAACCCAGUUUUCAUUUGUACAUCAGUUUGAUUAUGGGGAAAUUUGAUAUAAAAUAAACUGGAAUGCCCAACCUUUUUGUAAA